CUCUUGCUCCUCCUACCUUGUCCAGCUGUCUUCUUGCUUCUCAUCAUUCAUACCUUCCCAACCUCUCGUCGACUUCCACCUUCCCUCCUGCCUGGCUUGCCCACUUACUCAGGCCAGACCAUAGCUCGAUCUGCUCCGCGUCCACCCUUGAUACCCCUCCACCGCAAUUGUACAACGACACAACAGCCAAGGAGAAAAACAGCCCAGCCACCACGUCCACACCGCUUCGACCUUGUUUGGCACACAACACAGAGCACAGGAGUAAUACCGCCUGACCUUGACAAUGUGUGGCAUCUUCGGUUAUGUCAACUACCUGGUGGAGAAGGACAGGAAGUUCAUUAUUGACACUCUGACCAAUGGACUCGCCCGUCUAGAGUACCGAGGUUACGACUCGGCCGGUUUCGCCGUUGAUGGAGACAAGAAGAACGAGGUCUUUGCCUUCAAGGAGGUCGGCAAGGUCGCCAAGCUGAAGCAGCUCGUCAACGAGGCCAAGCUCGACGAGACGAAGGUCUUCGACUCACACGCCGGUAUUGCCCACACCCGAUGGGCUACCCACGGCCCUCCCUCCCGCCUGAACUGCCACCCUCACCGCUCCGACCCCAACUGGGAGUUCGCAGUCGUCCACAACGGAAUUAUCACAAACUACAAGGAGCUUAAGACUCUCCUCCAGGCCAAGGGCUACAAGUUCGAGACGGAGACAGACACAGAGUGCAUUGCCAAGCUCGCAAAGUACCUCUACGAUCAGCACCCCAACCUCGACUUCGUCGACCUGGCCAAGGCCGUCAUCUCGGAGCUCGAGGGCGCCUAUGGUCUCCUGAUCAAGUCCGUCCACUACCCCCACGAGAUCGUGGCUGCCCGCAAGGGCUCGCCCCUCGUCAUCGGUGUCAAGACCCAGAAGCGCAUGAAGGUCGACUUCGUCGACGUCGAGUACGCCGAUGAGCACGGUGGUGCCCUCUCCGCAGAGGCCGCCGCCCAGAAUGUCGCCAUCAAGAAGGCCACCGCUAGCAAGGGCUCCGAUGGCCUCCUGGCCCCCGGCCUGCUGGGCGCCCCUGACAAGUCCCUCCUCCACCGCUCCCAGUCUGGCGAGACGGCUGAUUCCCUGAUGGCCCUGCGGUACUGCCUGGAGCGCGGAGCCCUGACGGUUGGUAUCGUGAACGUAGUCGGCAGCUCUAUCAGUCUGCUGACCCACUGCGGUGUGCACAUCAACGCCGGUCCCGAGAUCGGUGUCGCCUCCACCAAGGCAUACACCUCGCAGUUCAUCGCUAUGGUCAUGUUCGCGCUGAGCCUCAGCGAGGACCGCGCUAGCAAGCAGCAGCGGCGUAUCGAGAUCAUGGAAGGUCUGGGCAAGAUCAGCGAGCAGAUCGCCGCGGUCCUGACUCAGGAUGCUGCCAUCAAGGACCUCUGCACCAAGGUGUUCAAGGACCAGAAGUCUCUGCUCCUGCUGGGACGUGGAUCCCAGUUCAGCACGGCCCUCGAGGGCGCCCUCAAGAUCAAGGAGAUUAGUUACCUCCAUUGCGAGGCCGUCAUGUCGGGCGAGCUCAAGCACGGUGUUCUGGCGCUGGUCGACGAGAACCUGCCCAUCAUCAUGAUCCUGACGCGCGACAACAUCUUCACCAAGAGCUUGAACGCUUACCAGCAAGUCGUGUCCCGUGGAGGCAAGCCCAUCGUCAUCUGCAACCCUGGUGACGCCGAGUUCCAGAGCAGCCAGGCUCAGACCAUCGAGAUCCCCAAGACGGUCGACGUGCUGCAGGGUCUCCUGAACGUCAUUCCUCUCCAGCUCAUUGCCUACUGGCUCGCCGUCAUGGAGGGCCUCAAUGUCGACUUCCCUCGUAACCUUGCCAAGUCUGUCACUGUCGAGUAAAGCUCAGCGACGGCGCAGGGACAUCAAACAAUUGUAAUGUUUGCCAGUGGCUGGAUUCGUAUUGCAUGUAUUAGAUGAGAUUGCAAGGUUUGUGUGUCUUUUGGGAUCUAUGAAUAGGGCCAGUGCUUUCUACAUGAGGAUGAAGGGACCGGUCGGCAGAGGAGUACCAAGCUCGGUCCAGCGGAGUUGGUAUUGCGGACCACAAGCCACACACCACGCACACAGAGGAGACUAGCGAAGUGCGAUUAUGGUGCGCACUGUAGACGUGAUGACGAUCAAUAAAACAAAACUAAGAUGAAUAAUGAAAACUUCACCAUG
This is a messenger RNA of Cryphonectria parasitica EP155, 2179 nucleotides long. Its product is annotated as SIS domain-containing protein. Gene Ontology annotation, biological process: protein N-linked glycosylation; fructose 6-phosphate metabolic process; UDP-N-acetylglucosamine metabolic process. Gene Ontology annotation, molecular function: L-glutamine:D-fructose-6-phosphate transaminase (isomerizing) activity; carbohydrate derivative binding. Bases 284 to 1861 code for a protein of 525 amino acids. The transcript is spliced from 6 exons. Lineage: Eukaryota; Fungi; Ascomycota; Sordariomycetes; Diaporthales; Cryphonectriaceae. The record is from RefSeq and is a predicted model, not a curated record.